Molecule: messenger RNA, 1287 nt
Organism: Penicillium malachiteum
Lineage: Eukaryota; Fungi; Ascomycota; Eurotiomycetes; Eurotiales; Aspergillaceae
Product: NAD(P)/FAD-dependent oxidoreductase
Exons: 2
Coding region: 1-1287 (428 amino acids)
Molecular function (GO): flavin adenine dinucleotide binding; proline dehydrogenase activity; L-pipecolate oxidase activity
Source: RefSeq, a predicted model, not a curated record
AUGGCUCCCUCUAAAAAUGGUUCUAUUGUGAUUGUGGGUGCAGGUGUCUUCGGCUUGUCCACUGCGCUUGAAUUGAAACAGCGCGGAUACACCGAUAUCACAGUCUUGGAUCGGUACACACCUCCGGCAGUAGACGGAAGUAGUGUGGAUAUCUCACGCAUUAUUCGAAUCGACUAUGCUGAUCCGGUUUACUGUAAGAUGGCCCGUGAGGCUUACCAGGGCUGGACAACCGAGUACAAGCAACAGUACUUUGAGUCCGGAUUCGCUUUGCUAUCUGAGACUCCUCGGAACGACUGGAUCGAGAAAUCGAAGGCCACUGUUCUGGCAAAUGGUGGCACCGUGGAGACUUUGAAAGAUGCUACCCAGCUCCUGCAGUCUUACCCUAAUAUCCAGGCUAAACUCUCUGGUAUGAACGGUUAUCUGAACCGCAUUGGCGGCUGGGCCGACGCUGCAGGCAGCAUCCAGAAGUUGGCCUCCCGAUGCAGCGUUGAGGGUAUUUCAAUUAUCUCCGGUCCCCGCGGAACUGUUACCUCUCUUCGCAAGGAAGGCUCCCGAGUUGUAGGAGUGAACCUUCUCAGUGGAGGAUCGCUGCUCGCAUCCCAGGUCAUUGUGAGCACUGGAGCAUGGACUAACCGCCUCCUCGAUGUCGCACACGCUGCUUCAUCCUCGGGUCAGCCAGUCGGAUUUAUUCAAUUGACCGAAGAAGAGGCUCGGUCGUUGGACAACACCCCCGUUAUGAUCAACAUGAGCUCUGGUGUGUUCGUCUUCCCACCUUCACCAGGUAGCAACAUUCUCAAGCUCGCCCGUCACGGAUACGGCUACGCAAACGAGGUGACAGUCAACUCUGACGGAACUACUCGUACUAUCUCAUCGCCCAAAUUCGAAUCAAGCAACGCGCAAACCGGAUACCUGCCCGAGGACGCCGACCGAGAUCUGCGUGCAGGUCUCCGUCAGUUCUUCCCCAAGUUUGCCGAUCGGCCUUGGAUGAACCGCCGACUUUGCUGGUACACUGAUACCCCCAAGGGUGAUUUCAUCAUUGACCAACACCCAACACUGGACGGUCUCUUCGUAGCUACUGGUGGGGCUGGACAUGGAUUCAAAUUCCUCCCUGUCCUGGGCAAGUAUAUUGCAGACUGCUUUGAGAACAAGGCUCCUCAAGAACUGCGCGAAAAGUGGAGAUUAGCGCCGUCAGAGGGUAACUCUGCAGGAUAUUCUAUGAAGGGUGACGGAAGUCGGGCUGGACCUCCACUGCGCGAGCUUACUCGUGUGGAGAAGGCAAAGCUGUAG